Haplochromis burtoni (Burton's mouthbrooder) is the source of this 1987-nucleotide messenger RNA. RefSeq lists its product as uncharacterized. Lineage: Eukaryota; Metazoa; Chordata; Actinopteri; Cichliformes; Cichlidae. The coding region runs from base 431 to 1987 and encodes 518 amino acids. The transcript has 2 exons. The record is from RefSeq and is a predicted model, not a curated record.
GAUUAAAAUAAUUAGUGUUACUGUUGUAGAGACCCACCUUUUAGCACAUCCCAGCACACCCACUCACUUCACCAGAUGCACCUUGUUUAGUUCUCUCACCUUUGAUUGGGUGUGGUGCUUGUCCUUGAUUGCACUCACCUGUCACACAUUAUAUGUCACACAGUACAUAAGGACUGCAUUCACUUUUGGCUCACUCUUUCCUCACUUCCACACGGGGCGGCAGCUGAGCAUUGGCAGUCCAUGUGUGUCUUUGUUUCCUUCCUUUUUUGCCUUAUUUAUUUGAGAAUAAAAGGAGUACCCUGAAAAUAAUUCUGCAUUAGAUGGCUGCUUUUCUUAUUCUAACCGGAUGAGCCCAUGAAGCUGAUUGCUUCAGCCCUGAACCUUCCUCCCUUCAAAACAUGGUCCUCCGAGCCGGAGAGGUAUUAGCAUCAUGGAUACACAGCAGCCAUUUACUGAAGGUUUGAGAAGAUCCAGUCGUGAUAGUAGACCUCCUGCCUACCUGCAACAGUAUGAAGUUCAGUACCCUGGAGCUAGAAGAGCUACAUGUGAGACAGAGAGCCAAACUGAAUGCCAGCACAGUGAUAAAGACACACAUGGGCUGCAGGAUCCUGUCGGAGAGUCAGAAAGACCACCAGAGACAUCCCCUGUUCCUUUACCCACCACCCAAGAUGAGGUCAUGAGGGAACUCCUAACGACCAUGAGGGAGAUUAAGCAAUUUAUGAUUCAAUCAUCUCCUUCCCAUUCUCGUAGCUCCAGAUCUUCCAUUCGCACAGUCUCAUCUGAGGGAAUCAAAGCUUCUGUAUGCAGUAUACGAGCCAGUCUUCAAACACAUCAACAACCUGAGCAGCUCCCAGUAACUGAUACAGCAACCUGUCAAUCACCAAUCCAGCCCCCGCAGAUUAGCCGUCAGCCUGGCCUAGUUGCAGCUGCCAGCCCUCCCGUACCUAAUGCAACAAUACUAGAUGCUGCAAUCCCUUCCACUGGUUUGCCUAGACCAGUCCUUGCUACAGAAGAUGAGACCCCCUUUGAUUUCCUGGCCUUAUCACGGCAGGAUCCCCACCAGAUCUCAUGUGUUCAACCUGCUGUUCCUUUAGCGGAAGACCCUGUUCAACCUCUCAUUCGCAUAUCUGACCACAAAUAUUGCCCUCCUCUAGAGCAGCAACCAGCUACAUCCAAUGCCUCAUAUGAACAGAAACCUUUGAUACCUGGUACUGCUAGCUCGGGUCACUCCUCUAGCACGAGAACACAUGUAUAUAAGCUUGAAGGUCCUUCGUUUCCAGACCUUAGUAGAGAAGACGAAAUGCAAUACAGGAUGUUACGGAUGGCCCUUACAAACCUUCUUGAUCCUCAUGAGACAGAGCACUUCAAAUAUCAUGUCCUUCUUGAUCACCUCAAAGUAGACCAAGCUAAACGAUUAGCUCUUGCCUUUUCCUACGCUCCUGACCCAUACACUCAAGCCAUCAAAGCCCUUGAUGAGCGUUAUGGGCAACCAAGACAGCUGGCAUUGAAAGAGCUAAAGAAUAUACUGGAACUGCCUCCUAUCAGAGCAGGUGAUGGUCAGAGCCUUGAUAAUUUUGCUCUUCGAGUACAGGCUUUAGUUGGGUUGCUUAGCACUAUGGGAGAACAAGGACGUGCAGAACUAGACUGUGGCUCCCAUGUCGAUCGCUUGUUAGUGAAGUUGCCUGCAGAGCAUUUCAGUCGCUUCAAACGGCAUGUUUACAGGGAACAGGGAGAAAUGACGUAUACCUUGCCUUUGUUCUCAUCCUGGUUGCAAAUGGAAUGCAGGUGUCAACCAAAGAAGGCCAGUCCUGUUUCAUCCUUCAACCAGCCACGACCUGCCCGUAAGUACGCUUCUCCACUUACAACAAUAUUACAUGAAGCAAAUACAUCUGAUGAUUCUGUACAUGCAACACAGCCGAUCAUGACAACUAAGGCUACAUGUGCAUAUUGCUGCUCACAGAACAAAUCACAAAAAAAAUUUUUUUAG